AUGGCAGCUAAAGGAGGCGGUAACGCGAAAAAAGAAUCAGGCAAAGCCAAAAAAGCAGCCAACGAAGAUAAAAAAGCCGGUCAAGCCGCUGCCCAAGCCGAAGCAGCCGAAGCAGCUCGAUGGGAAGACCCGGCAGGCUCCAAAGGCAAAUCCGCCGCCGAAAAGAAAGCCGAGAAAGCAGCCGAAGCAGCUCGCAAAGCCGAAGAAAAGAAACGUCUUGAAGCAGAAGACGAAGCUUGCCUCCCCACGGCUCCUGUCAAAUCAGCCAACAAGGGUAAAGGUGCUCCCAAGAAGUCUGCGCUCAAAUCGGGCGCUCCUACUGGUAUCGAUGGUGCCAUCGCAUCUUUCUCGGCCGACAACUUGGAUGAUGCACUGGAUGCGAUGAGUUUGGUGAACGAGAAAACGGAUAAAGCAGGGAAGGGCGCAGCAGCAAGUCAGAUUGAAAGACAUCCAGAGAGGAGGUUCAAGGCUGCAUUCGAGGCGUAUAAGGAAAGAGAGUUGCCGAGGGUGAAGGAGGAACAUAAAGGGCUGAGAUUGCAGCAGUAUCAUGAUUUGCUGUACAAGCAGUUUCAGAAGCAUCCGGAUAAUCCGUUUAAUCAGCUGAGUCUCGCUUAUGAUGCGACCAAGGAGGAUAAGCUGGCUGCGCUGGAGAUGAAGAGAGGGGAGAAGGAGAAGAGGUUGAGGGACAACUAA
Molecule: messenger RNA, 693 nt
Organism: Ustilago hordei
Lineage: Eukaryota; Fungi; Basidiomycota; Ustilaginomycetes; Ustilaginales; Ustilaginaceae
Exons: 2
Coding region: 1-693 (230 amino acids)
Biological process (GO): transcription by RNA polymerase II
Cellular component (GO): nucleus
Molecular function (GO): transcription coactivator activity
Source: RefSeq, a predicted model, not a curated record